This is a messenger RNA of Carassius auratus (goldfish), 937 nucleotides long. RefSeq lists its product as uncharacterized. The record is from RefSeq and is a predicted model, not a curated record. Bases 1 to 879 code for a protein of 292 amino acids. NCBI's taxonomy places the organism in Eukaryota, Metazoa, Chordata, Actinopteri, Cypriniformes, Cyprinidae. Gene Ontology annotation, cellular component: external side of plasma membrane. The transcript is spliced from 5 exons. Gene Ontology annotation, biological process: cellular response to lipopolysaccharide; cell surface receptor signaling pathway; negative regulation of T cell proliferation.
AUGAGGGUCCACUUAUAUCUUUUCAUCGUAAUGAUUCAUUUCAGUACAGGCUGUAUUGUUUCAGAUGUGCAGCAGACAAUAAUAAUAACAGGAUACACGGGUGGUUCAGUUGUGCUGCCCUGCUCCUGUGCUGACCCUCAGUCUACAGUCACAACAUUCACCUGGGAGUCUCACCGGGGAAAUCAAUGGAUUCAAGUAUUUCAAGAUGAGAAAUACAUCGGCAGACAUGAGCUGUUUAAUGAACAUUCUCCAAAAAAUCUUUCUCUCCUCAUUGCUGACCUCAGAAUGAAUGACCAGGGCUACUAUAAAUGUCUGACUAAAUCAAAUAGUAUUAUUACACAUGUUCACUUAACUGUUAAAGGGUGUGAUUUGGUUGAGGAUGGAAAGGUAUUUGAAGUGACUGGAUACUCAGGAGAGUCUGUGGUUCUGCCCUGUUCCUGCACUGAACUACUGGCUAAACCUGAACUGAUACAAUGGAAUUAUUUAACUGAAAAAAAUUAUAAAGUAAUCUACCCAAACGAACAGACUGAGAAUUACAAGAACAGAGUCAAACUGUUAAAUCCAAACACUCCAGGAGAUCUUUCUCUACACAUAUCAGCACUGAGGACAGAGGACCGAGGGGAAUAUCAGUGUUUAGUCUCGUCUCAGCAAGCAGUCAGCUUCGGACUUACUGUACUACAACCUGAAGAAAAACCUCAUGUCAACACAAUCACUUUAACCACAAAUCAAGCUUCACACCAAACACAAGACUCUACAGUUUCACAACUUAAUCCAAAUCAACAACAUAUAACUCACAUUGUCUUCAUUGUCAGAAUGUUUUUCUCAGUGCUUCUACUGGCAUUACUGGUAUUUAUAUUAUGGAGAUGCAGAGGUAAAUGAACACACUUUCUCCAGGACGACGUGAUGUAUUCUGCUGUAGUUCAUGUUAAAACAGCAU